AAGCGGUGAGUCAGUGCGCUCCUGAAAACAGCCACAGCUAAACGCUCUUCAAAUCUAAUCAUUUCUACAUAGACUGCUCUCCGAAGCUCACUGCACGAAUUCUUAGCAAUCAGCUUUCAUUAAAACGGCGCUUUGGUUUAUUGCAUUUGCACGAGGACGCUGGAUAUGGAGCUGGUUGGGUCUGUUUAACAGACGCGGACAAAGCGGAUCAGCUCGAGCCGAGAUGAGCGCGACUAUGAGCGGCUCUGGGUCAGCGCCCUGUCGCUUCGCACAUUACUUCGUUAUAUGCGGAAUAGACAACGAAACGGGUCUGGAGCCCGAUGCUUUGGCAGCUUUGUACCAAUGGCUAGAGGCCGAUCGUCAGGGCAGGGACCCAGAAGCCGUGGCAGCAGGAGAAAACUUUGAUCAGAGCCCCCUCAAAAGGACCUUCAAAUCCAAAGUGCUUGCUCACUACCCAAAGAACAUCGAGUGCAACGCAUUUGACCAGGAUGCUGUUAACAUGCUCUGCAUGCCCAAAGGUCUGUCAUUCCGAACACAGCGUGACAGUCACACCCCACAGUUCCACUCUUUCCUCAUCACGAGAGAAGAUGGAUCUCGCACUUACGGUUUCGUUCACACCUUCUACGAGGAGGUGACCAGCCCUCAGAUCUGCUCUGCCAUGCAGACGCUACACCAGAUGCACCAAGCGGAGCAUAAUGAAUCUGCCCACAACUGCCCUUCAUCAUCGUCCUCAUCCUCCUCUAGUAUGGACUCUUUAGCCAGCAGCCUUGAUGAAGUUGAGUCUCCCUCCUCAACUUCCUCCUCACAAGGGGGCCGUACGAGCUGUGGCUGCUCUGGCGAAGGCUACGACUCUGUUCGCGACACUCUGUAUGUGUCCAAAGCUAUGUGUCUAAUCACGCCCAUGCCCUUCAUGCAUGCCUGUAAAGGUUUCCUUUCCCAAGUACACCGUGCUGUCAUCUCCCAUCAGCCGCCCCCACUUCCUUUGGAAAGCUACAUCUACAACAUCCUCUAUGAAGUACCUUUGCCACUGCCCGGACGCUCUUUAAAGUUCCACGGAGUGUAUGAACCUAUCCUGAGCCAGAGGCCUGGUGUCGGGGAGCUGCCGUUGGCUGAUUUCCCACUGAGUGAGGCCUUCCAGUUGUUGGGAGUGGAAAAUCUGGUGCAGAUUUUUACUUGUGUCCUACUAGAGAUGCAGAUCCUCCUCUACUCACAGGAUUACCAGAGGCUCAUGGUGGUUGCGGAGGGAAUCACAACAUUGCUGUUCCCGUUCCAGUGGCAGCAUGUAUAUGUGCCCAUCCUUCCCGCUUCUCUUCUGCACUUCCUGGACGCCCCUGUGCCGUAUCUCAUGGGCCUGCAGUCCAAAGAGGGCACGGACCGCUCCAAGCUAGAGCUGCCUCAAGAGGCGAACCUGUGUUUUGUUGACAUUGACAACCAGUGCAUCGAGCUGCCUGAAGAAUUCCCUCAGUUCCCCAACAAGACCGAAUUCAUCCAGGAACUCAGUGAGGUAUUGCUAAGUUUUGGUCUGUCUCCUGAGGGGGGCAACACCUCCCCUGAACCAGCUGUCAGCAUGCAGACCUCCACACUGGAGAAGGAGCUGAAGAGCACAUCUCUGAGUGAGUUAGUGGAUGACAGGAGGAACGGAAACCUCGGUGGAGAGGCGCUGGACGUGCUGGAACUACUUCAGGGCAACCCGACUCUGGAGCGUCUGCAGGCUCUGGCCAAAAGGACUGGGGUGAAAGUGGCCCGUUUGGAGGCAUUGGCAGCAGGGAAGGAGGGUGUGGGAGGAAGGUCUCCUGCUGAGGAAGAGGAGCUGAGGAACGCUAAACUGAACGUGCAGCUGAGGGAGGUGUUUGCUGCACGCUUUGCGACAAUGUUUGCAGACUACGAGUCGUUUGUGAUUCAGAACUCUCCAGAUUUGGAGUCCUGGCUGACCAAUAGAGAGCAAAUGCACAACUUUGACAAGGCCUCAUUCCUUUCUGAUCAGCCGGAACCGUACUUGCCCUUCCUGUCGCAUUUCAUCGAAACACAAAUGUUUGCCACCUUCAUCGACAACAAGAUCAUGUCUCAGUGGGAGGAGAAAGAACCCCUCCUGCGAGUGUUUGACGGACGCAUUGAGAAGGCCCGUCUUUACAAUGUCCGCGCACCAAGCUUGCGCUCAUCUGUUUACCAGAAAUGCACUUUUCUCAAAGAAUCAGCCCAGGCCAUAGAGCAGCGGCUGAGAAAGAUCGACCACACAGCCAUCCAUCCUCACCUGCUGGAUAUGAAGAUUGGCCAAGGAAAAUACCAGCAGGGAUUCUUCCCCAAACUGCAGGCUGAUGUGCUCGCCUCAGGGCCCACCAACAACAAGUGGUCCAAUCGCACAUGCUCGACUCAGCGCAGAGUGGACCGUCACAGACAGCAGAAUGACCAUCUUGUGCUGGACAAUGACCUCAAAGAGAUGGAUGUUCAGACCAAGCGUAUGUUGGUGGAGAAAAUGGGCAGAGAGGCUGUUGAACUGGGCCAUGGAGAAGCAAACAUCACUGGCCUGGAGGAGAACACACUCAUAGCCAGUCUGUGUGACCUGCUGGAGAGAAUAUGGAGCCACGGUCUACAGGUCAAACAGGGAAAGUCUGCGCUGUGGUCUCAUUUAUUGCACUACCAGGUGAGAGAAGAGAAAAACGAACAGCUGUCAGAGUCUCCAGUGUCUAAUGGCCAGGAAAAGCGGAAGCCAGAGUCCAGUGUUGGUCUUCCUGCAUUACGUGUAUCACUCAUACAGGAUAUGAGACACAUCCAGAACAUGAGAGAGAUUAAAACAGAUGUGGGUCGAGCACGUGCCUGGAUCCGUCUGUCCCUGGAGAAAAAACUACUUUCCCAGCAUCUCAAACAGCUGCUGUCUAACCAGGCCUUAACCAAGAAGCUGUACAAGCGUUACGCCUUCUUGCGCUGCGAAGAGGAAAAAGAGCAGUUUCUCUUUUAUCUCCUGAGCCUGAAUGCCGUGGACUACUUCUGCUUUACCAGCGUCUUCACCACCAUAAUGAUUCCAUACAGGGCCGUUAUCAUUCCCAUCAAGAAGCUUAGUAACGCAAUGACGACGUCCAACCCUUGGCUGUGUGUGUCCGGCGAGCUGGGCGACUCUGGCAUCCUGCAGAUCACGAAGAACGUUCUGGAAAUGACGUUUGACUCUGCCUUUAGGCCUCACACGCACAUCUCCAUCACUUUCAAGUGUCAGAACCUCGGGAAGUUGACAACAGUGCAGCUGGGUCAUGAUAAUUCUGGCUUGCUUGCCAAGUGGCUGGUGGAUUGUGUCAUGGUCCGCAAUGAGAUCACCGGCCACACAUACAAGUUCCCGUGUGGCAGGUGGCUGGGUAAGGGUGUGGAUGAUGGCAGUCUUGAGCGAGUUCUGAUAGGUGAGUUUGUAGUUCCGUGCAGUAAUGACGACGGAGGCCGAGGUUCUAAGACUCCGCCCCUUCAGCGAUCACCUUCCCAGAUUCGACGAAUCAGCAUCACAUCACUUACUGGACGUGGAAACAAACCAACAACCGUACAGAUACAGGAAUCCAUCGGUGAAGCAGUUAACAAUAUUAUAAAGCAUUUCCACAAACCAGAAAAAGAGAGGGGCAGUCUUACGGUCCUGCUGUGUGGAGAAGGUGGUCUUGUUUGGGCACUGGAGCAGUUCUUCCAUCAUGGAUUCCGCUCAGCUCGAAUCUUCCAGAAAAAUGUCUUUGUGUGGGAUUUGUAUGAGAAAGCAGUAGCAUUUGUGGAGAAUGCAGAUCAGAUUGGAGACCUGCAAGAAACACGAGAGCCUCUAGGCCUGAAUUGUGAAUCUUUCUGUCGAUACGUCAACGCCAUUAACAAUAUGCCACGCAACAUUGGCAAGGAUGGCAAGUUCCAGCUGCUAGUUUGCCUCGGGGCGAGAGACCGAUUAUUGCCGCAGUGGCUUCCUCUAUUGGUCGAAUGCCCCGUCAUCACACGCAUGUAUGAGGAGAAUGCGUUACUGCGAGACAAUCUCACCGUCAGCUCUCUCAUCGCAGUUCUGGAAACGCUGCAUGACUUCCCCAUCACACUGGAGAGCUCUCUAACGAAAAGCGUUGAGCUGUAACUCCACAUGCUGAGGUCAAAUUGAGACUGCUCCCCAUGCUGCCACCCUCAGGGCCAAAGCGGCUCUACGAGUGACUCUGCCUUGAGUGACACUGUCUUGUGUGUUCGCUGACCAGGGAAUGACUGAGGACUUAUCAAAGCAUCUCUCAACAUGACUGACUCCUGCACCUCCUCGCAAAUGAACUCAGAAGUGUGUUUUGUAGCAGUAUUUGGAGUUGUGGUCUUUCUAACAGAAGGCGUUGACGGCUUUGUUGAGAAGACGUACAUUUUUUUGCUUUCAAACCUGUGGUCAUUUUCGUACACAUCUGUCUGCGAGUCAAAUCCGCUAGCAUUUCUGCUUCAGAUCAUGUGUCGUCUUUAGAAAGCACUGUUUUUUGCAAAAGUAUGUUAAGAUACAGAGGAGCCUUAGUACUGACAAGAUUAUAUGUCCAACACAUUCAAUAACCAUCAUUUGACAGGCAAAAUGAUUAUACUUGAGGAAUUCAGACAUCAAGUGUUUCUAAUGACUUGAAUUUUAUCUGCAAAUCAAUGUCUGGGUGUUUAAACCAAUGCUAUCAGUGUUCUGAUUGGCUGUCAGUUUGAAAGAAAGAUUCUUGAUUUUGAAUAGUCCUAACUUGAGGGUGUCAAUUUGAAACAUUCUCCUGAUUAAAAGCCUGUCAAAUGAAUUUUCAGAGAAAUAGGACAUUCCAACAUGUGAAUCGUUGUAUGUUACAAGAUGUGUUUAUGUGUGAUAGUAAUGUGCGUGUGUGUGGCUUGUUUAUCAGAUUAACAUUUGGGAAGAUGUGUUUAUUUUGCCAAUGAGUAUUAACUUCAUUCUUAGAUACUUCAGUAUCAUGUUUGAUUUUUUUUUGUUUUUUUACUUUUAAGAAAGAAACACUGGAAAUCAGCGUAAAGCAAUAACAAGCUUCUUUCACGUUGUUUUUAGCCAUGAAACUUAGUCACAGUUAAAAUCUCUCUAAUCUUAAUUCUUACAGUUACUUGUGGGGGUGCUUUAAAUAUAAAGUUUAAACCCUAGUAUUUACCACUAAUUGAAGGUCGAAAUGCUGCAAUUACUUUGUAAAUCCAUGUUUGAUUACUGCAGUACUUGCACGUUGCUUAGAAAUUAAGAAUUAUUGUCCUUAAAUCACCCUUGAUGUUUGUUCUUUUAUGCAUCAGUUUUAAUACGGAAACCCUGCUGAGAGAAAAGUAGAAUUUACAGAUAAACCGUUGUUACAGGAUGAAUAACAGCUUUGAAUCACUUAAUGCUACUUAAGUUUUGGUUUUUAAGACUCUCAGCAUUUAAUCUAAGAGUUGUGUAUGGUAGCUCGUCAACCUGUGUAUUUUAUUUUUCUUUUUUAUGACGACUACGAUCAUUUGUAUGUAUUUAUUUUAGGAUGAUGCUUUUGUGACUGGUUGAUUUUGUAUUGAUGCUAUCUUGGGGGGACUUAUGCAGUAAGCUGACACUGGAUCAUUUAUUUAUUUUAGUAAAUCUGCUUUCAAGCUUUGUAUAUUGGAAUGUCCGUCUUGUGUAAAAGUCGACAUUGUUUUAGACCCCAAAAGUUGCUGAAAUCCCAGAGAAUCCUCUCACUGGAGGGAUGAGGAACCCACAGGAACUGUCCCUUUGCUUGCGGUGCUGAUGCAUGCAACAUGUCUUAGAUCUGGGAGAAGUACUGUUGCUGUAAAUGAAUUUGUUCCUCUUCUAGAUCUUGCCUCAUUCCAUCUGUUUUUUUUCCUGUAAUGAAAGCUUCCAAACAUUGUGUUAUAAAAAGCUCCUUGUCUAAAAUGAGUUGAAUCCUCCAUGUUUAUAUUUGUAAAGCAACAUAUUAAAAUUACUCCCUUCAUCCA
Sinocyclocheilus grahami is the source of this 5901-nucleotide messenger RNA. It is a transcript of the gene dennd5b, whose product is annotated as DENN/MADD domain containing 5B. Bases 224 to 4078 code for a protein of 1284 amino acids. The transcript has 22 exons. NCBI's taxonomy places the organism in Eukaryota, Metazoa, Chordata, Actinopteri, Cypriniformes, Cyprinidae. The record is from RefSeq and is a predicted model, not a curated record. Gene Ontology annotation, molecular function: guanyl-nucleotide exchange factor activity; small GTPase binding.